Molecule: messenger RNA, 1518 nt
Organism: Galendromus occidentalis (western predatory mite)
Lineage: Eukaryota; Metazoa; Arthropoda; Arachnida; Mesostigmata; Phytoseiidae
Product: cytochrome P450 2F3-like
Exons: 2
Coding region: 1-1518 (505 amino acids)
Molecular function (GO): iron ion binding; heme binding; oxidoreductase activity, acting on paired donors, with incorporation or reduction of molecular oxygen
Source: RefSeq, a predicted model, not a curated record
AUGUGUCUUGGAAUUUCCCUAUCGAUUCUACCCGGUGGACCGCCGCUGUAUUACGGCUUGCCCUUCAUCGGCUACGGCUUCAUUCUAUUCUUGCCGAAAUCGUGGCUCAGAAAGGUUGUCGACAAAUACCUCGAAGCGGCUCCCGAUGUGGUCAUCGUACGGAUGCCCUUCGUUUUUGCAGUAAUCAAGAACGACGUAGUGAAAGAGAUUCAGCAAAACCCGGACUGCUUACCUCGGCCUCGAAUCAACUACACAGAUUUUCUUUCGUGGUUCGCGACGGGAACUUACGAUUUGUCGUUCUGCGACGGCUUGCGUACCUCAAAAACGGAUCAGUGGCAGAUAUCCCGGAAACUUGGAAUCGCAUCUGUCUACGCGGGUCCUAAGAGCAAAAUGGCGCAGAAAAUGGGGCAUACUGCAGACGCUUUCCUCAAAAAAAUCGAGAAGCACGAGGGAACGGACUGGGAUCCCAGGAUUCCGAUGAUGAUGUCGAAGUACCAGGAAGUUAUCCAUCUGUUUUUCGGUUCCCUUUUCAAAGAGGAAGACUUGAACCUAUACGUUCGAGGAGUUAUCAUAGGCACGCAUAUGGGCUUAUUUCUUGCCUUUUUCUUCAAGUUUCUCCCGAUGGGCCUGUUCCGGGCACUCAACAAGCUCAUCAAGUAUGUCACGGGAUUCGACCUCGGGUACCCUGGCGAUAUCUACGAGCAGUUUCUCCUGAGAAUGUACAACGAAGACAAAGCGAGCCACACAGAGAGCGAUUCGCGCGACUAUCUGGAAGCGAUCACCGCGAGCAGGAAGGACCCUUCGGAGUUGAUAUACUAUUUGCGCGAGGUGACGUACGUUUCCAUACACGCGGCAACGCAUACCACAUGGCACUCGAUGCUAUCCGCGCUGUCGAUGUUCGCCCUGUAUCCUGAGGUGCAGCAGCGCGCAGCCGACGAGAUCCAGCAGGCAAUCGGUCGCGGUGAGGUGACAACGGACUCCCUCGACAAACUGUCCUACUUGAAGGCAGUAAUCUCAGAAACUCUGCGGCUGUAUCCCGCAGUCCCGUACCCAUUGCGACUGACGAAGAGGGCGACCGUGGCGGGUGGCUUUCAAUUACCGAGGAAAAUCACGGUUCUGCCGCUGAUAAUUUCGGAAAAUAUGAACCCGUCGCGCUUUGUGGAUCCAAAAGAAUUUCGACCGGAGAGAUUUCUGGACGAUAAGGGCAAAUUUUUCCAUGAUCCAAAUCUGGGCACCUUCUCCAGAGGGAAGCGAGCAUGUCCAGGGAGAGAGUUCAGCUACAUGAGCUCAUCGAUAUAUUUGACGAAAAUUCUCCAACAUUUCACCGUGGCGCCUCCCAGCAAGAACGCCAAACUCAGCGAGAUUGGGGCGGACUUCUUCACGAGCGCCGGACGACUAGACGAGCUUCGUUUCAUGCGACGGGAAGGAGCACCUCCGAUCAGGGACGUUCAAUUCGACACACGACUCUCCACAAUUUUUAGAGAAGUCAUUGCAGCGCAGGGGAAGAAGAAUAUUUGA